AUGGAAGCCCAAAACGUACUUCACUAUCCUCAGGCCAUUAACAGCUCCGUUGCAAUUGGCAAUGGCGCAGCCGCAUAUAUUCAUAUCUUAUCUGGUUCCUUCAAAUCACUGUCGCUCUUUUUGCUCGCCUUCUCACCUUCGAAAAGGUCCCUUGCGCACCUGGCAACUAUACCUGCCUACGGACCCCAUCAAUAUUUGUGCACCAACAGAGAGAAAGAUCAUGUGUACACGACGAGCUGGGCACUUCCUCCUUCUCUAUCCAGCUGGCAUAUAGAGCGGAGUGAAACAGAACCCUGGAAGGUGAAGCACAUAAAUACAGUGCCAAUCACGGCUACCUCUUCGUAUAUCACAAUUCCCCAACCUUAUACUCAUGCAUAUUCUGUGGGAGGGCCUACUGGAGAAUCCCACAGUAUUGACGCUACAACUGGAGCUCUUAUCAACAAGACGCAGGAGAUACUUUUCGUACCAGAAGAUCAGCUAGAAGCAGCCGAUAAGACAAGGGUGGCUCUGCGUUAUGGGUCCCAUGGGAUCGAGUUUACGCCCUCCGGUCAAUAUGCGUUUGUCCCUGUACUUGGAACCAAUUCUAUCGAAAUGUACACCCGAGAUCCAGCAAGUGGACAGUUAGAGCAUAUAACCUCUGUACCAUCUCCUCGCGGGUUAGCUUAUAAGGAUGGUCCGAGGCAUGUCAAAAUUCAUCCCAACGGCAAGGUGCUAUACUCAAUCACUGAGCAUUCAAACUUGGUCGAUGCAUAUCGUAUUUUGCCUAAUGAUCUUGAGCAUAUGAGCUCCCGCUCUCUUUUACCCACAGAUGCACCUGUUAUCCCGACCACACAUUCAGAGGACCACUUCCGUGGAGAUACACUGAUGUUCCCUCCAUCAACGCCUUCCAAACCUGCCCCGACAGUUUUGAUCACUACCACACGAGGGUCUAAUUCUCGGUUGCGCGGCUGGCUAAGCGUGUUUCCUCUCGAUGCUGAUGGAGAUUUUACGUCCGUCCCAGAAGAUGUGUCCAGCGAAAACGCACGCCAAGCAGAACGGUUCCAAACCCCGACGUCAGGUGGAAGAGCCAAUGCAAUUGAUAUUAUUUCGAAGGACAAUAAUGACCCUAACUCAGGCCUGUGGAUUCUUCUAACGGACGAAGACGACUUCACAGUGUCUCCUUCAGGAACUGGUGCAGUUAGAGUUCUUGAGUGGGAUGGGUGGGGCAAGGGUGGCAUCAAGAUUGUUGAUGAAUGGCCUACCGCUAAAGAUGCUGAUGGUGAAUAUAGAAUAAAAGGGGCGAGCCAUGCUAUAUGGUUGGAUUAG
This is a messenger RNA of Psilocybe cubensis, 1305 nucleotides long. RefSeq lists its product as uncharacterized. Bases 1 to 1305 code for a protein of 434 amino acids. Gene Ontology annotation, molecular function: 6-phosphogluconolactonase activity; protein binding. Lineage: Eukaryota; Fungi; Basidiomycota; Agaricomycetes; Agaricales; Agrocybaceae. The record is from RefSeq and is a predicted model, not a curated record. The transcript has 4 exons.